Molecule: messenger RNA, 1536 nt
Organism: Cylas formicarius (sweet potato weevil)
Lineage: Eukaryota; Metazoa; Arthropoda; Insecta; Coleoptera; Brentidae
Gene: Dus2
Product: tRNA-dihydrouridine(20) synthase [NAD(P)+]-like
Exons: 6
Coding region: 9-1406 (465 amino acids)
Biological process (GO): tRNA dihydrouridine synthesis
Cellular component (GO): cytoplasm
Molecular function (GO): tRNA dihydrouridine synthase activity; flavin adenine dinucleotide binding; tRNA binding
Source: RefSeq, a predicted model, not a curated record
UAUUAUGCAUGGUUGUAUGGUACAUUGUAUUUGUUACAAUGACGAAAGAUUUGAAGCAUUUAAGUUAUGAAAAUAAAGUUAUAUUGGCUCCAAUGGUAAGAGUUGGAACUCUUCCAAUGAGAUUGUUAGCUCUUGAGUAUGGAGCAGAUGUUGUAUAUUCUGAAGAAUUAAUAGAUUGGAAACUGAUAAAAUCCGUUCGCAGAGUUAAUGAGGUCUUGGAGACUGUAGAUUUUAUCGACAAGUCUGAUGGUACAAUCGUAUUUCGAACUUGCUUGAAAGAAAAAAAUAAAGUAGUGGUGCAGCUAGGUACUUGCGACAGUCAACGAGCUUUAAAAGUUGCCAAAUUGAUUGAAAAUGAUGUUGCUGGGAUUGAUAUAAAUAUGGGUUGCCCUAAGGAAUUUUCCUUAAAAGGUGGAAUGGGUGCUGCCCUCUUAUCUCAGCCAGAUAAAGCAGUGGAAAUUUUAUCAACUUUGGUUGAUAAUGUAAAAAUUCCAAUUACUUGCAAAAUCCGAGUGUUUGAUGAUGUCGACCAGACAGUAAAUCUCAGUGUGAGAUUAGCUUCAACAGGUAUAUCUGCGAUUGCAAUUCAUGGAAGGACAAAAGCUGAAAGACCAAUGCACCCCAACCGGAACUAUAUAAUAAACGCUGUUGCCAAAGCAAUCAGGAUACCCGUCAUUGCAAAUGGAGGGUCUAGAGAAAUUGAGAAGUAUUCUGACAUUUUAAAAUUUAAAAAUGAAUGUGGUAGCAGUAGCGUGAUGAUUGCCAGAGCCGCAGAGGGAAACUGUUCAAUAUUUUGUAAAAAUGGCUUAAAAGAUCUGGAGACAGUUAUUUUACAUUAUUUAAAAUACGCUAUUGACUAUGACAAUUCACCCAGUAACACAAAGUAUUGUGUUCAAAAUAUGCUCAAGGAACUGCAAGAAACUCCAAGGGGAAAAAAGUUUUUAGAGUGUCAGACUUUAGAACAAAUAUGUUCUAUAUGGGGUUUAGGAAGCUAUUGCAGAAAGAAGCAGCUAGAGUAUCAAUCAAAGGGUUUGCUCGGUAGACGGGAAAUUACUCCAGAUUUAUUCAGAUCUGCUCCAAAGAAGUUAAAAAUCGAUGAAGAGAAUGAUAUAUAUCAAAUCAAAUGUGCCUUUAUACGAGUCAAUUUUGUGGAAGAUAUAGAUUUGCCUAAAUCAAAGCUUAUAACUUACUGUGGAAAAAAUAAGCUAAAAACUCCUUCUUAUCAAGUCAUCAAUGAAGAUAAGCUAUUUAGAGCCAUUGUUACAGUAAAUGGAAGAAAAUAUGGUUCAUCAUAUUGGGAAAAAAACAAGAAAUUCGCCGAACAGGGUGCUGCUUUGGCAUGCUGUUGUGCCUUAGGACUGAUAGAUAGGCAAACACUUGUUAAUAAUGGAAGUAUACUAGAAUAAUAUAAAAACAUUUUAAUCGAUUUUAAUAUUAUUAGCCUUAUAGAUGAAUCCACCAAUAAUUCUACCGAAAAAUAUUGUUUCUGCCAAUUGCCAUUUGAGUUAAUACGAUAAAUUUGAAAAUGCGCUGUGC